UCUGUUCGCUCUUGAAUCUUCUUGCUUUCUCUUUCAGUUUUUGUUUUAAGCAACAACAAUGGCUGGUGAAGAAUCGGUGACCAACAAGCAGGUAGUUCUCAAGAACCAUGUGAGUGCCGGUUUGCCCAAAGAAUCAGACAUGGAGAUCAAAGAAACUAGCAUUCAAUUGAAAGUACCGGAGGGUACUAAAGACGCGAUUUUAGUAAAAAAUCUCUACUUGUCUUGUGAUCCUUACAUGAGGAAUCGUAUGAAGAAGCUCGAAGGUUCGUAUGCGUCGUCUUUCCAGAUUGGCUCGCCUAUAUCCGGUUAUGGAGUGGCCAAAGUUGUGGAUUCUACUCAUUCGGGAUACAAAAAGGGCGAUCUCAUUUGGGGGAUGACUGGUUGGGAAGAGUAUACUCUCAUAACAGCGCCCGAUGGUUUGUUCAAAAUUCAGCACACAGAUGUGCCUCUUACCUACUAUACAGGACUUCUUGGCAUGGCUGGUAUGACCGCUUAUGCUGGUUUUUACGAGGUUUGCUCCCCUAAGAAAGGGGAGUAUGUCUAUGUGUCGGCUGCAUCUGGAGCAGUUGGUCAACUUGUCGGGCAAUUCGCAAAACUGUUCGGCUGCUAUGUUGUUGGAAGUGCUGGAAGCAAAGAGAAAAUUGAUUUGCUGAAGAAUAAAUUCGGGUUUGAUGCGGCCUUCAACUACAAGGAAGAACCAGAUUUAGAUGCUGCUUUAAAAAGGUGCUUUCCAGAAGGUAUCGAUAUUUACUUUGAAAACGUCGGGGGAAAGAUGCUCGACGCAGUGCUGGCUAACAUGAGGGUCCAUGGCCGUAUUGCUGCUUGUGGAAUGAUCUCGCAGUACAACAAUGAGCAGCUUGAUGCGGUGCACAACCUGAUGUAUAUCGUGCCAAAAAGGGUUAGGAUGCAAGGGUUUAUCGUCGGUGAUUUCUAUCACCUGUAUCCCAAGUAUCUAGAAAUGAUUAUACCUUACAUCAAAGAAGGGAAGAUAACAUAUGUUGAAGACAAGGCCGAAGGCCUUGAGAGCGCUCCGGCAGCUCUCAUCGGACUCUUCACUGGUCUCAAUGUCGGGAAACAGCUAGUUGUAGUCUCCCAUGAUUGAUGCAACCAUACGGAACAACUUUUCAGAGGUAAUCCUUGUAUAUGUGUUGUGUUUAUUAUUAGAUGUUAAACAAAAACAAGGAAAUGUCUGAGUAAACAAAUAGGCGUGAUCAUGGAUUGUCUUUGAUAAUUACCAUGUUUUGUGUUGUGGUUGAAUCAAAUGAUCUAUAAUUCCAA
Molecule: messenger RNA, 1278 nt
Organism: Hibiscus syriacus
Lineage: Eukaryota; Viridiplantae; Streptophyta; Magnoliopsida; Malvales; Malvaceae
Product: 2-alkenal reductase (NADP(+)-dependent)-like
Exons: 5
Coding region: 59-1102 (347 amino acids)
Biological process (GO): response to oxidative stress
Molecular function (GO): 2-alkenal reductase [NAD(P)H] activity
Source: RefSeq, a predicted model, not a curated record